AGUGCAAUGUAGCUUCUAUCCGGAGUGUAGGGUGAAUACAGGGUUAAGCUAGCUCCCUCCUUGGUAGGAGGGAAAGGAGGGGGAGGGGGAACUAAGCAUUCUGUCUCGCCGCCCGCCGGGUACCUUGCAGUUAGUUGUACAUUUCAAAGCGGUCGCCAUCACUCGUGAGUUUGGCGUCAUCCAUUGUCACCACCGAGGAAUGUGCGCUGGGAGAUAACACCAAGUGCAGGGCCUCUCAAAACACUCAGAGCCCUCUCUGCUUCCAGGUGCGCUCCUUUCUGAUCCUCCGUCCCGAGUUUCCAGCAGCCAGAAGCAGCAGCUCACAACGGGUCACGGCGUCCACCGAGCCUCAGGACCAGGGUGUCAGUUCUCAACGAUGGGCAGGAGGGACCUCGGCGGCGACCCCUAAAACAAUACCAUGCCCGGAGAGUCCCUCUGCUGCCGUGCCAGCUUCUUCCCUUUCCACCUCCCCGACCCGGUCGGAUUCGGAUGAGCUAAGGAGACAAGACCACCAGAUUGAAGACUGUUUAGCCAAGGAAUUUCUAGGCUGCUCUAUGCUGGCCUGACUUACUAUAGAAGAAGCAAGAUUUGCCUGCCUGGCUGGACUUCUAUUGGCAGUACUUACCACUUGGCAUCACUCUUUGCUUGUGUGGAAAAUUCUCCCUUUUGAGUCGUUUUGCACAUGGAGGACCACUGCAUGAGGGCAACAUAGGCAGAUCAGACUAAAGACAUCGGAAAGAUUGUUUCACCAUCUGCCCUCAGGUCAUUUCUUCUAACAGAAGUUUGGACUUUGACAGAACCUGUUCCAGUCAUUUUGCUUUUGCUUUUUGUUUUUGCUAUUGUUUGCUAUUCUUUUGUUUUUAAUUUUCCCCCUCCAUCACAUUGUAUUUUAUUUCUGUCUUUCAGCAAUGGGCCUGCAGACUACAAAGUGGCCCAGCCACAGGGCUUUUUUUCUAAAAUUUUGGCUUAUCAUUUCCCUGGGGCUCUCCUCACAAGUGUCAAAACUCCUGGCCUGCCCUAGUGUAUGCCGUUGUGACAGGAACUUUGUCUACUGUAAUGAGCGAAGCUUGACCUCAGUGCCUCUUGGGAUCCCGGAGGGCGUAACCGUACUCUACCUCCACAACAACCAAAUUAAUAAUGCUGGAUUUCCUGCAGAGCUGCACAAUGUACAGUCAGUGCACACGGUCUACCUUUAUGGCAACCAACUGGAUGAAUUCCCCAUGAACCUUCCCAAGAACGUCAGAGUCCUCCAUCUGCAGGAAAACAACAUUCAGACCAUCUCUCGUGCUGCUCUCGCUCAGCUCCUGAAGCUGGAAGAACUACACCUAGACGACAAUUCCAUAUCUACAGUAGGGGUAGAGGACGGAGCUUUCCGAGAGGCAAUUAGCCUCAAACUGUUGUUUUUAUCAAAGAAUCACCUGAGCAGCGUGCCUGUUGGACUUCCUGUAGACUUGCAAGAGCUGAGAGUGGAUGAAAACCGAAUUGCAGUCAUAUCAGACAUGGCCUUUCAGAACCUCACUAGCUUGGAGCGUCUGAUUGUGGAUGGGAAUCUCCUGACCAACAAGGGCAUUGCUGAGGGCACCUUCAGCCAUCUCACCAAGCUCAAAGAAUUUUCCAUAGUCCGGAACUCGCUCUCCCACCCACCUCCUGACCUCCCAGGUACGCAUCUGGUCAGGCUCUACUUGCAGGAUAACCAGAUAAACCACAUCCCACUGACAGCCUUCUCCAACCUCCGUAAGCUGGAACGGCUAGAUAUCUCCAACAAUCAGCUACGAAUGUUAACUCAAGGGGUCUUUGAUCAUCUCUCCAACCUGAAACAGCUCACUGCUCGGAAUAAUCCUUGGUUUUGUGACUGCAGUAUUAAGUGGGUCACAGAAUGGCUCAAAUAUAUCCCGUCUUCUCUCAAUGUGCGGGGUUUCAUGUGCCAAGGUCCAGAGCAAGUCCGGGGAAUGGCUGUCAGGGAGCUGAAUAUGAAUCUUUUAUCUUGUCCCACUACAACUCCUGGCCUACCAGUCUUCACCCCAGCUCCAAGUACAGUUUCUCCAACAACUCAGUCUCCUACUCUUUCUGUUCCAAGCCCCAGCAGAGGCUCUGCGCCUCCAGCUCCUACCCCAUCGAAACUUCCCACCAUCCCUGACUGGGAUGGCAGAGAAAGAGUGACUCCACCUAUUUCUGAAAGGAUCCAACUUUCCAUCCACUUUGUUAACGAUACUUCGAUUCAAGUCAGCUGGCUGUCUCUUUUUACUGUGAUGGCAUACAAACUGACAUGGGUGAAAAUGGGCCACAGUCUCGUAGGGGGCAUUGUCCAGGAACGAAUUGUCAGUGGUGAGAAGCAGCACCUGAGUUUGGUUAAUUUAGAGCCUAGAUCCACCUAUCGGAUUUGUUUAGUGCCACUGGAUGCAUUUAACUACCGCACUGUGGAAGAUACCAUCUGCUCUGAGGCCACUACCCAUGCCUCUUAUUUGAACAAUGGCAGCAACACUGCUUCCAGCCACGAGCAAACAACUUCCCACAGCAUGGGCUCCCCUUUCCUGCUCGCAGGUUUAAUUGGGGGUGCAGUGAUUUUUGUGCUCGUAGUUUUGCUCAGCGUUUUUUGCUGGCACAUGCACAAAAAGGGACGAUACACCUCCCAGAAAUGGAAAUACAACAGGGGCCGACGGAAAGAUGACUAUUGUGAGGCUGGCACCAAAAAAGACAACUCCAUCCUGGAGAUGACGGAAACCAGUUUUCAGAUCGUCUCCUUAAAUAACGAUCAGCUUCUUAAAGGAGAUUUCAGACUGCAGCCCAUUUACACCCCAAAUGGGGGCAUUAAUUACACAGACUGCCACAUCCCCAACAACAUGCGAUACUGCAACAGCAGUGUGCCAGAUCUGGAGCACUGCCACACGUAACAACAGCCAGAGGUCCCACGUUAGAAAGGUGGACAACCAAGCUCUCAAGAACACACAUGUGUGUGCACAUAGAGACACGCAAAUUACAUUUGAUAAAUGUUACCCAGAUGCAUUUGUGCAUUUGCAUACUCUGUAAUUUAUACGGUGUACUAUAUAAUGGGAUUUAAAAAAAAGUGCUAUCUUUUCUAUUUCAAGUUAAUUACAAACAGUUUUGUAACUCUUUGCUUUUUAAAAUUAAAAAAAAAAAUGUUGCUGAAGUACUGUACUGGGUUGUACAAUGAGGACCCAAUGCCAAGGCAGAAGAACGAGUGAUUCAUACUUAAGAUGCAUAUUAACCACUUUGCUGUUGAAGCUGUCAGAAUAAAUCCCUUCUCUAGAGCUGAUAGUCACAUGAAAGGAUAGAUUCAGAUGGGCUCAGAUGGGUAAGAGGGAUAGUUUGAGUAAAGAGAGAAUGGCCUAGUUAUUUCUAUGUUUUCUAUACCUCCUGGCCUGGAAGAAACGCUGUUUGAAAAAUUCAUGGUGUAAUAGUAGAGAUAGUUAUUCCAAUUUGACCCAGUGCAAGAAAUAGAACAUCAUAAGGAAGCCAGUUCCCAUAAGAUAAGUUAGGCCUACUUGACCAAAUGAAAGAAACUGAGAGAUUUGAAAUGUCCUUAAACCAGGGUUGGCUUUCUGACUGUGAACUUCAACCUCACUCUUCAUGCUUCCCUGGCCUUGUAUGAUAACAGAGUUGGAAACCUGAGUCUGAUUCUAGUCAUCUUCAGGGACCAAUAUGAUCUCUUCUAGCAAGAAAAUUCCCCUCAAAACUGUCACUAUUCAAAUCACAUGUCAGGUUGAAUCAUAUCCAACAGAGUUAUAUUCUAGAAUAAUUUUUUUAGAAGAGGCUAAUAAAAAUAAUGGGAAGAAUUAUAUUGAAUGGAAUUAUUUUUGAUAAUGAAAAUUAUUUGGGUAGAUUCACUGAGGCUAUAUCAACAUGGUGUUUAGACCAACAAAGAACAGUGUUUGGAAUAUUUUACAGUAAUAUGUUUAUUUAAAAAGUACUAAUACCACUUAGAAAAAAAUCAGUGAUUCUCUUACACUGUGUCCGCUGACUUUGUUUGUAUCAUGUUGAAAUAGCUUGAAUUAAUACCUAUACCCCCUUUCAAAUUCUUGUCUUCCAAUCAUCUUGCAUAUAUAUUUUUUGUGAUUAUGUUGUAUAUGCCACCUGUGUUUCCCCCCUCUACUUGGUAUUUCAAAGAAAAUUAUGGACACAAAUCUUGAUCGCACAAAAUAUCCCUGUGCAUUUCUACAUAAUAAAAUCCAUAUUAACAUUCAUUGCCAAUGAUUCUGUGAAGACACCAAAACUGGCCAAAACAAUGCGUAUUGUUAAAAAGCAAUACUCUGUUUCUGUUUUGAUUUAACUUUGAUCCUUUUCCACAUUCCAAAUUCCAUUUGUUCUUUUUAGAUUGUGGAUGUCCUUCUAUUUUGCUAAUGAUAGGGUGAUAAUCUUAUGCUAAAAGACUACCAGUGAAAAUGAAUAAGUCAGAGAAGACAAGGUUUCUCUAGCCAUGGCAUAGAAAGGACAAUAGCAGAGGGUAGAGGAAAGAGGGAUGUCCAUUAUUGAUGCUAGGUAUUUUUUGAAGUAUGUCCAUUUCCAGAAAACAUGCAUAAUUUACCCCAAUUCUUGUCAUCCCUUAGGUGUAGAAGGGCUAUAGACCACAUACAUUGUCUAAAGAAAUUUACCCUUGGGGAAUUCUUUUCAAAGCCUCAUUUAGGCAUUUCAUUCUGUGUUCCUUUACAGUCAUCCAUCACUUUAGGGACUCAUGAAGUAAAUGUCACACUCUUCUUGCUUUCUCUUUCUCUCUAAGCAAAAUAAAACUGUGAUUUGUCUUCUUGUAAAAAUUUAGGUAUAAAAUGCUAUGCAAGCUUUUCUUUAUAGCAAGAGCUUUAUUUUCUUUAAUAAUAUACCCUGACUUAUAUGUUUUAAUCUCCCUCACCCCUCAGAAUAAGCAGAAAAUAUAACUGCAUUGAUAAUGUUAUAGACACAAGCAUUGAAACUGUGCAGUCAGUAGAGCUGAACAUAGUUAUGAAUUAAUUUAAUUAAUUCUGAAGUGACUCGGGUUUCCUCUUUAGUCUCUUAGCUAGAGGGUUUGGGCUGUUGGUUUCUGGAAAGUAGGUUCACACAGUGAAGGAAUAAGACCAUCUGGAAUGGUGAUCAGUGUAGCGUUACAUCAUCUAAAAUCAGGACAAUGACAUGGGUUUCUGUGUAUUAGCUGAAUGUUUUCUUUUCAUUGUUCUCUUGCCUUUCACUAUAGGUAAGACUGUGUGCUGAGAAAUAUAAUGGUACUUUGAUUUUUGAGGCUUUUUAUUUUGUUAUAAACAAGAUAAUCAUUCUUAUCUCUUUGUAAUGUAUGUCUGACUCCCAGAGGGAUUUGUGGCCAUGGAAAUGUCUUUUCUUUCUUCCAGGAGGAAGAGCAGAGAGGUUCCCACAAUAUUGUAUGGCACCCACAACACUACUGAGAGUUGAAGUGAUGCUAUAGAGGCCCAGUCAUGUAAUAUGGUUAAGAUACUUUCAAAAUUGCCCAGGUAGCAGGUGUUUCUGGAAAAAGCAAAUCUUUAUUUUGAUCUUAUGAGCAACACAGCAAAGACAUCUACCAUGAAAAUCAGACUACCAUCUGUAAUAGUGUGCUUGAGGGACUCCUACAUCAUAGCUGAAAUCAAAUUAUAUAAUCUGUACCAGCUUAUGAAAUUUAAAAAAACAAAAACAAAAAAACAGAUGAGCAGCAAUCCUUACUGGAUGCCAUUUUGGCUGACAUCUUUCAUCAGGAAUUUGCCCUGCAGUUAUAUUUCCUCUGUGUUUGGUCCUCUCUCAGCCAGUAUUUAUUUUGAGGUGGUUAGUUAAGAAUCAAAGGAGAGUUGAUCUCAGAUAGUGUCACAGCCUGACAGUACAAUAACUAUACCUAUACAGAGGAUAUUUCCUUGUAAAAGGAAAAGGAAAACCUGGUCACACAACUGUUAUCAGUGGUUAAAUAGAAGGUAGUCACCUAUACCUCCUUGCUUGUAGAGAUGCAAACGACCCUAGGGAGACUCUGGGUUUCACUUAAACACUUAAACACUUAAACACUCACUACUGCCUUGGCUUGGCAGUAUAAAACUUCGGACAAUCACAGCAGACAUGAGAAGGGAGUUUCCCUGUUUAUGAUAUAAGUAGAAAAAUCUUCCCUUGUGAGAAAUAAUGCUUUUUCUAACUAUUCAGAUGGUUGCUGAAACAAUAUUAGACUUUUCUCUCAAGGGUAAAAACAAAAACUAUAAUGUGAUCUUUUAGAAAAAAUAUAUUAAUGGCAUCACUAAUAUUACACCUCUGUUUCUUAAUAAUGGAGGUCAUAAUGGUCUUAGUCAUGCCACACAGAGAGAACUUCCUUCCCCCCUGGAGAAAACAUGGCUCUUCAUGUGAGGAGAGCAUCCAUUCCAAAUACAAAGCACCAUUGUUUUCUUCAAAGGCAGGUGCCACACUGGAUCAGCAAAUUUCAUCUGCAGCAUCCCCUGUGGUUUUUGACAAUGAAGUGGUUAAUUUUAAUUGAUGUCUUUGUUUAUAGCAUUUAUCUCUGACCUAUCAAAAGGGAACAUUAGUUGAUUUAGAACCUAAGGAUGACACAUAUGCUCAUAACUUACUCUUCCCACUGAAUGGGAAAGCAAAACAGAAGAGUGCCCAACCAGAAAAUGAUACACACACAAAACAAAAACUCUCAAUUUUUAAUCUUGCCAAAUUUAGCUUCUUUUCUGUUUUUUAAGUUAAAAUAAGUAAUGAUAGGAAGCUGUAUCUAUACCCUUCUUCAGUUUCAUCAACGGGAUUGAAGCAAUUGUUGACAAUGGGGAUGCUUUUCACUGAUUGUGGGGAAAACAUUUUGUACACAGUAUGAUACUGUUUUAGCAAACCAGGUUGUUUUGUUAUAGUAUUUGGUUUUUUAGCUACACAUACACCAGAAGAGCACAAACCAAGGCCAUUGCAACAGGCAUUUUUAAAUUAAUACAAAACAUGCAAAUCCAUGCAUACAUAUCCAUGGGGUGUUUGUAAAUUGUCUGUGGGAUGUGAGAUUUGUAACCAUUUAUGACAACAUGAGGCAUCACCACUGUAUGCCCUCAUAGGAUAAUAUUUACUGAACGUUAACUUUGAUGAUCUGUCACUGUUUGAAGCAUAUAUUGAUUUGAUUCUGGUUUGUGUUUAGUGUGUUUCUCUGACAAGGGACUGCAAGGGGCUGGAAGAUUCUGUGUCAUGCAUCCUCUGAGACCUACCAUGUUGCACACUUUGUUAACUUCAGACUUCACUCUACACUAUAUAGUACCUUGUUGAUAUAUUCAGUAAAGGCUUAUUUUAAAAGAAAA
Cricetulus griseus (Chinese hamster) is the source of this 7250-nucleotide messenger RNA. NCBI's taxonomy places the organism in Eukaryota, Metazoa, Chordata, Mammalia, Rodentia, Cricetidae. The record is from RefSeq and is a predicted model, not a curated record.